GUAUGUGUUAUAGACAACUCAGACAGUACUUCUUUAUUACUUUGGGAUAAAAAAUGUGUGAACCUUUUCGGUAUGCAAGCUAGCAUGAUGAAAAUCUUGGUCUACGAGGAAGACGAACCCAUUGACUUCUCAGAUGAUGAUCCACUGCAUAUCAUUUUGUCCACCACAUUGGACGACCCGAGCUCCUCCGGGGACGGACCACAACACAAGGUUUGCAUCAAGUCCGUCCCUGAGCGUGUGGCCAUUGCUGCUUCUGAAUCUAUUCCUGAGUUCUCGGUGUUGGUUGGAAUACGGGCCCCGUCACUCCCCGAUGGAAGGUCCCAACGCGCGCCCGUGGAUCUUGUCAUGGUUCUAGAUGUUAGUGGAAGCAUGAGCGGGCAGAAAUUGGCGCUCGUGAAGCAAGCGGUGCAUUUUGUGGUUGAUAACUUGGGACCGUCCGACAGGCUUUCUAUUGUGUCGUUUGCGACUCACGCAAAGAGAGUGUUACGCUUGACUCUAAUGACGGAGCACGGACGCGACGAGGCUAGGUGUGCAGUCAAUUCGCUAUUGACCAAGGACACAACCAACAUCGUCGCAGGCCUGAAAACGGCGGUGAAAGUCCUUGAAGAGAGGCGACACCGGAAUCCGAUGGCGACCAUUUUGUUCUUGUCGGAUGGGAAUGAUAAUUGUAAUGGAGGCUCAAGCUUUCAAAGCAGAGGUUCACGGAAGGCUCCGGAUUAUCUGCAUUUGUUGCUUGCGUCUAUCUGCCCUAGGAAUCAAAAAACAAUGGGAGAAGAAGAUGAUGUUGUUAAAGAGACAUUUCCGGUCCAUGCAUUUGGUUUCGGUUCGGACCAUGACCCGGUUGCAAUGCAUGCUAUUGGCGAAGCAUCAGAUGGGACUUUCUCCUUCAUCGAGUCGUAUAGAGUGGUACAAGAUGCUUUUGCUAGUUGCAUUGGAGGGGUGUUAAGCGUGGUGGUUCAGGAUCUUUGUUUGAUGGUGAGGUCAGCGUCGCACGGGGUAGAAAUCAAGUCGAUUCCUUCAGGGAGAUACCGUAGUGAAAUCUCGGACCAAGGCUCCCAGGGAUUGCUCCACAUUGGGGACUUGUACGCAGACGAGGCCAAAGAAUUUUUCGUGAACGUGUCAGUUCCGGUCUCCUCCCUGUCCUCGUCCAAUGAUAGUAUCGAGAGAAAAACGACUCUUUUGGACAUUAAGUGUUCUUACAAGGAUGUCAGUGCGCUGUCUAAGAACACAAUGCAAAGGAACCGCCUUCGUGUGAUAGAAGGCAUCACGCAAGCACAGAAGAUGGCUGAGAGUGGAGACCUAACCGGAGCUCAGGAACUCCUGCAAGCCAAAAGAGAGGAACUGCUAGGUUCGGCGUCAUGCCAUGCGAACGACAACUUGUCGAUGUGCCUAGUAGCGGAGAUAGAAGAGACGAGGAAAUGGAUGGAGAAUAUGCACGUGUAUUGCUCGUCAGGGAGAGCGUAUGCUCUCGCUGGGAUGAGCUCUCAUGCAAUGCAAAGGGCAACGACUCAAGGCGGGCAAGUGCCUGGAACACAAUUGGCUACGGGUUGCGCCCGCCGUCGAUCUAGCUCCAGGAAAGUUUGUGGUGGUGCUUUCUAUGCAACUCCAAAUAUGGCAAAGAUGGUUGAGAAGUCAAAGAAGGUCACAAAAAAGAGAACAAGAGAAGGAGAAGAGUCCUAGUUUCUUUAUUUACUUAUGGUUUGGGAGAUGCGAGAUUAUGUUUUUUUUCAAGUCAUUAAUAAGUCAACGUUAUGUUAGUGUUUUGCAUGCUUUUUUAGUUUGGUACUAGUAGCUAUUUUAGCUAGCGUUGAGUCACAUGUUCUUUUUUGGUGAAUGGUAAUGAAAAUAAAGAGAGAUUGUUUAU
This is a messenger RNA of Cuscuta campestris, 1864 nucleotides long. Lineage: Eukaryota; Viridiplantae; Streptophyta; Magnoliopsida; Solanales; Convolvulaceae. The record is from the annotation of a GenBank genome assembly.